This is a messenger RNA of Durusdinium trenchii, 1582 nucleotides long. The record is from the annotation of a GenBank genome assembly. Lineage: Eukaryota; Dinophyceae; Suessiales; Symbiodiniaceae.
GGCCAGAAACUGUUCAGGAAUCUUGGCCUCUUUGCGCGAGGAGGACACAUACUUGGCCUGUGGAGUCCAAAGAAAGCUUGGAUGGCAGGAUGCAAGCUUGUUCCAGAGGCGAAGAUUUAUCGGAGGAUGAUCUUCCAAAGGGGCCGGAAUUGUGCGACAUGGGAAGCUGCAAAAGCAUGGAAGAGCUUCGGACAGAGAAUGCAAAUUUUAAGAUGCUGUACGACGCGCAGCAGCAACUAAUUGCUACCCUUCAAGCGCAAUUGCGUGUCCAAGAGAUUGAUUUGGACAGCAUGAAGCAGGUGAAUACUUGGCAGGAGAAGGCCCUGGCGUCCCUGAAAGACCAAGUUCACACACCUUCUGAUGAUGAGAAUAGGCGUUUGGAAGAUGAAACCAAAGACUCUGAACAGGUUGAGACCAAAUCCUUGGAAAAGCUAAAGUCAAAGCUGGCAAAGAUGAGCGCUGAGUCGACUCUCUACCGUGAACAGGCUGACGCACAGGCCAUGGCCGCAUUGGCGACUUCUGUACGUGCUGGUUGGAAGGCAGCUUGCAUCUUGCCGCACGAAAGCACCUUGCCAUCGCAAACUUCGGUCUGCCCUGCGGACAGGGCAGAGUUCAGUUUUGUGGAGUGGCUUUUUACAAGGUCUUUGGUUCGACAUCGGCAAGCUCGAGAUCCAUCACUUUGGUGCCCAACCCCUCGUGUAAAAGUGCGGCAAGUGGAGAAGGUUGAAAACAGGACAUUUCUGAAGAGGUAUGCACAGCGGCGCGAGGAAUUGUUGGAGGAGAGGGCAGGCCACAAUUGUGAAGCCUUGCGCGACAUUAAGACAUUCAUCGGGCAGUCCCUGCAGAAUCGGCGGUCAAUCGAAGAAGUUUGCCGUUGCUCAGACACCGGGGUGAACUUGAACGAAGUGCUACUUUUCCAUGGAUCUCCCAAUGGAAAGAUCAAUGGGAUUUUGAAUGGUGGAUUUGACCCUCGAUAUGCUGGUCUUGGCACUGGUGCUAUGUUUGGGCAAGGGAGCUAUUUUGCCCACAACGCCUCGAAGUGCUUCCGUUAUGCUGGUGACAGCACCACAGACCCCGGAGGCUUGCGGCAGAGUGUGCUCGUCGUCAGGGCUUUGCUGGGCAAUCCGCAUUACCAACAACACAUGUGCCCAGAUCGCAGGAUGCCACCCGCCAAUACCCACUCAGUGGUGGCCUUGACCAAAGCUGAAGGUGGAUGUGUUGAUCAUCGCGAGUACGUAUUGUACGAGAAAGCUGCCAUUCUGCCACUCUACCUCAUUGAGUUCCAGCACUUGCCGGAUUGUGGAUGCCUCAUGUGCUGUGUAUGAGCUUGGCUUUGUCAACUCUAGGCAUUCUUUGUGGCUUUCCUGGCGCUCGCAAAGCACGCCAGCAUGCAUUUUUGUCCAGACUUGUCUCCGAUUGUCAAGUCGAAUUAAUGCAGUUUUCUGCAUCACUUGCGAAUAGUAGGUCAGGGCGAUGCGGGAUACGUAGAGGACGGGGGCAUGCUGAAUUGAGUCCUGCCAGUUUCUGUUUUUCUGCCAUUGCCAUGCACGCUUAUCUCGAAACUGGGCCACCACUGUUGUCA